Leucoraja erinaceus (little skate) is the source of this 9465-nucleotide messenger RNA. It is a transcript of the gene mpp2b, whose product is annotated as MAGUK p55 scaffold protein 2b. The transcript has 13 exons. Gene Ontology annotation, cellular component: plasma membrane; cell-cell junction. Lineage: Eukaryota; Metazoa; Chordata; Chondrichthyes; Rajiformes; Rajidae. The coding region runs from base 2056 to 3726 and encodes 556 amino acids. Gene Ontology annotation, molecular function: protein binding. The record is from RefSeq and is a predicted model, not a curated record.
UGGAGACACUUUUAAGAAGUCAGACAACGUUUAAUAAAGUUUAUCGGGCAUUUAACCUACAGGUCGGUUUUCCUUGGUCCUGAAAACUCCAGUGAGCCAAUUAAAAUUCUCGGUCAGCGAAGGAGAUUGCCUACGGCUGCCCUCGAUUGCCUGUAACUACAUAGCGACCCCGGCACUAUGAGUUAAAAAGGACCAUGCCGACCAAUUUUUACUCGCGGAAAAUGUUUCAACAUGCUGAAAAAUUUUCCACGACCUAGCAGAGGCCGCGAAUAUGCGGGAACUUCUCUCGAGCAUGAAGGAGAGUUCCAGUGACCUCAAAGGACCUCCUAGGACAAUGUGUUGACCAUGCUGCGAGUUUGAGUCAAGGGCAAACUCGUCUACACUCGCAGAUUAGGUCCCCGCAGUGGGACAGCCCCUUAACAGUGCAAAGCCAAAGUAUUUAUCACAACCUAAAUAAAAUCCAUAGUAGAUCAUAGUUACAGAGGUAGGGUUGUGAUUCGUGUUGUGCAGUGUUCUAGAGCUUCAUGGUUGCCGACGGUAAUCUGUUGUUGCUUCAGCCCUUCAUGUGCACCCUUUCUUCAGCCUGCCAUUGAAUUUUCUUUUGGCCUAUACCUUAAGUGAAGGAGAUGUGAAUGUUUUCAUCAAUAUUUUCCUGAGAUAAUGCAAAGAAUAAGGAUAACCUAUCCAUCGUUUUCGAUCAAGACCCUGAAAAAUUCCAAUCAUUCAAGAUACUUUUUAAAAUCCAGAAGUACUGAAUAUUGAUUUAUUCCAGUUAUCAAGUAAGUAUGGAUACACAAGCAAAUGCAGAUGCUGGAAUCUUUAGCAAAGCAUAAAGUGCUGGGGUAUGUCAAUGGGUCAGGCUGCAUCUGUGCAGGGAAUGGAUAGGCGAAGGGUAUAAAGAAGGGUCCCAACUUGAAACUUUGCCUGACAUAAAGUGCUGCAGUAACUCAAUGGGUCAGGCAGCAUCUCUGGAGAAAAAGAAUAGUGAUGUCUCAAGUCGGAACCCUGCCCCAGAUUGAAAGUAGAGGGAUGGGGGAGGAGAAUAAACUGGAGGCAAGAAAAGGCCAGAACAAAUCAGGGCUGGCAACAGAUGACAUCGGGAAGGGUGGAGCCCAUAAUGGCCCAUUGUUGGCUAGGAAAGGUUCAAAAGCUCAUGUGUUAGGAGCAGCAUUCAGCCAUUUGGACCAUCAAGUCCACUCCGCCAUACAAUCAUGGCUGACCUAUCUUUCCCUCUUAAUCCCAUUCUCCUGCUUUCUCCCCCUAACCCGUGACUUCACAAGAGGGAUACAAGGAAUUAGUUGGAUGAUUAGAGGAGGUGGGAGAGAGGGGAAGGAAUGCCUAUCCAUUCCCUCCACAUGAUGCUGCCUGACCUUCUGAGUUACUCCAGCACUUUGUGAUUUGCUCAAUUAAAUUUAGGAAAGGAAUGAAUUUCAAAAGGCACAUUUCGGGAAAAUAUUAAAAUGUAACCAUAAUCUCCACCUAAAUUUGGCUCGGAAGAGGGAAUAUCGACUGCAAAAGUUUUAUUUCAGGAAUAAAUGGUCUUCCUUUGCUCUCUCCUGAUCUUUGAGAGUCUGCCUUAUCAAUGAUUUUAAUUGGGAUCUCAUGUAUGAACUAUGGAUUUCGCCACUAGAGCUCAGUAGACGGUUAAAAGCUCUUUUUAAAAAAAAAAAGAGCUCUGCAUCUCAGAUGAUUUUGGAGGGGGGGGUCGAACUUUACGGCUGUGUUAUCAAGGAGAAGUCAAUUCCCCUGAAAGAGAAGCAGGAGCGAUGUGGGUCGAAUCAUUUCCCCCCACGCCUUGGUAAGCAGGGGGAAGCAUUGCCACUUUAAGAGUCAGUGGAUGAGACCGAACUGACAGCAGCUCUGUUCCGCCGGGGGAGACCGACACGCCACUCUGGAAGACACACAGAAGCGAAAGGGAGGAUUUUGCACGGGGAGAAUAAAAAUAAUAAUAAUAAUAAAAGCAGUUUGAUUGUACAACGAAGAACGAGUAAGCUGCCGUAGACCAUCACUCGAACGGUAACAGAAAAUCUUUGUCUUCGAUCAACGGGUGCCAAGAUGCCUGUGGCGUCAGCUCAUUCGGACGAUUCAGCUAUGCAGCAGGUCCUGGACAACUUGAAUGACUUACCAAACUCUACUGGAGCCAAGGAUCUAGACUUGCUCUUCCUGCGAGGAAUCAUGGAAAGCCCAAUUGUUCGGUCACUAGCUAAGGCCCACGAGAAGCUGGAAGACACUCAGCUGGAAGCUGUGAGUGAUAACAACUUGGAGUUAGUGAAGGAGAUCAUCGAUGAUAUAACCCCAAUUGCCAAAGAGAAUGACACUGCAGCAGAACUCUCUCAGAUUCUCCAAGAACCACAUUUUCAGUCACUGCUGGAAGCUCACGACACAGUCGCCUCCAAAAACUACGAAACUCCACCUCCAAGUCCAGAGUCGUUCAUGGACUCCACGUUCAACAAUCAGCCUGUGCCCCCUGAUGCUGUCCGAAUGGUGGGGAUUCGCAAGGUCAAGGGUGAGCAUUUGGGUGUGACGUUCAGGGUGGAAAACAGUGAGCUUGUGAUUGCUCGCAUCCUCCAUGGAGGCAUGAUCGACCAACAAGGUCUACUUCAUGUAGGGGACAUCAUCAAGGAGGUCAACGGAAAAGAGGUUGGGAAUGAUCCAAAAGUCUUGCAGGAGAUGCUGCAGAACGCUAGUGGAAGUGUCAUCCUUAAGAUCCUGCCCAGCUACCAAGAACCACACCCUCCACGCCAGGUGUAUGUGAAAUGCCACUAUGAAUAUGAACCUGUCAACGAUAACUUGAUCCCUUGCAAAGAAGCUGGCUUGAAGUUCACUUGUGGCGAUAUAUUACAGAUUGUCAAUCAGGAGGACCUCAACUGGUGGCAGGCCUGCCAUGUGAAGGAGGGAGGGAGUGCGGGCCUUAUCCCCAGUCAGCUGUUGGAAGAAAAGAGAAAAGCUUUUGUCAAGCGAGAUUGGGAUUUUUCUGCACCUUCAGGUGCAUUGUGUGGGAGUAUGGGUGGAAAAAGGAAAAAGAAGAUGAUGUAUCUGACCACCAAAAAUGCAGAAUUUGAUCGACACGAGCUUCUAAUCUACGAGGAAGUAGCAAAAAUGCCACCGUUUCAGAGGAAGACUCUGGUUCUUAUUGGGGCACAAGGAGUCGGGAGAAGAAGCUUGAAGAACAGACUCAUCAUGUCUGAUCCAAUGAGAUUUGGAACCACCAUUCCUUUCACUUCACGGAAACCGAAGGAGGAUGAGAAUGACGGACAUAUUUAUGCCUUCGUGUCUCGUGCUGAAAUGGAGAACGACAUCAAGAGCAGCAGGUAUCUUGAACACGGUGAAUACGAAGGGAAUCUUUACGGAACAAAAAUCGAUUCCAUUCACGAGGUGGUUGAAUGUGGAAAAAUCUGCAUCCUGGAUGCAAACCCACAGGCACUGAAGGUUCUACGGACAUCUGAAUUCAUGCCUUAUGUGGUAUUUAUUGAGGCUCCAGACUUGGACACACUUCGAGCAAUGCACAGGGCAGCUAUUGAUGUGGGAGUUACAACAAAACAAUUAACUGACACAGAUUUGAAGAAAACUGUGGACGAGAGCUCCCGCAUCCAGCGAGCAUACAACCACUACUUCGAUCUCACCAUUAUGAAUGAUAAUCUUGACAAGGCCUUCCAAAAGCUUCAGACAGUCAUGGAGAAACUCUGCAUAGAGCCCCAGUGGGUGCCUGUGAGCUGGGUCUACUAAUGUUCUUCCAAAGGGGUAGAGAAAUAUGUUUUACACAGAGCACCAUUAACUUUGUAGAAAAAGUCCCUUAGAUAUAAAGGGACACCAAUUUGGACAAGUCAUAAGGAGGCAACGUGUCAUGCUUCUAACCAAUAUAUUUGUGCCAAUCAACAUUAAAUCUUAAAUUAAAUGGUUAUGAAAGGAAGGGAUGGGAAUGCUCCCAUGUUACUUUUAUGAUUUUGUUGUUCAAACAAUUAUGAAAUGGGCAAAUUCCAUUGGCAUUGGUGUCCAGUUUGUUGAUUUAUGGCAGAUUCUGCUAGAUUAUAUCAAUUCAAUUAACAAGAUAAAACAUUAGAUACAUAAGAACCUGCAGAUGCUGGAGUCUUGAGUAAAACUCAAAGUGCUGGAUUAACUCAGCGGGUCAGUGGAGGGAAUGGACAGGUGGCAAAGUGGCAGAACUGCUGUUUCACAGCGCCAGAGUCCCGGCUUCGAUCCUGACCUCAGGUGCUAUCUGUGUGGAGUUUACACAUUCCUCCUGUGACCGUGUGGGUUUUCUCUGGGUGCUCCCAUUGCCUCCCACAUCCCAAAGAUGUGCAGGUUUGUAGGUUAAUUGGCCUCUGUAAAUUGCCCCUAAUGUGUAGGAUGCGAAAGUGGGAUAAUAUGGAACUAGUGUAUGGGCGAUUAAUGGCAUGGCUAUUCCACACUAUAUCUCUAAACAAAAAGUUUUGGAUUGUGACCCUUUUUCUGACUGUAGUGGGGGAGGGGGAGAAAACUGGAAAAGAGGUGGGUGCCUGACAAAGCCUGGCAAGUGAUGGGUGGAUACGAGUGGGUUUUUAUUUACAUAUGGUUGGUCAAAGGGUAAAGAUGGAAAGGAGAUAAAAGGCUCUCAGAUAAGGAGAGAAAGGGGAUUAAAUGUAAAGACAGUGAGAGGGAUAUAGGUGGAAAGGAAAGAAGAGGAAGACGGACUUUUACUGCUCUUUGCAGCAUUUCACCAGGACAAUGAACAACUAUGCAAUGUACGAUAUUGUGGUUGGUGGGAAUCUGAGAAGAAAAGUGUGUCAGAUGUAAAAAUGGGGUAACAUAGAACUAUAGCUGAAAAGUAUUCUGGAAAAGGAAGCAUCUCAACCUGAAAUUCUUGCUGAUCCAUCCUGAUGUACCAAGGUUUUCCAGCAUUUUCUGUUUUCAGAAAUAAUUGGCACAAUUCCACUUGAAGGAAAAUAAUCCUGGGCACAUUGGUGUUGGAAUCUAAGUUAUUGGGUUUGUUUAAACAUUUUCACUUUUAUUCCAUUUCAAUGCUUUUAAAUUACCCUAAAAUGGACAAGUGUCAGAAUUUGAAUUGAAUGAUUGUUGUCCAGAAUCAAACUGGAAGUCAUUGCCAUUAAUUUGCAAAGGAUUCUGUCAAAAUGUGUUUCAGUUGUACACUUACUUGAGGCUGCUGAAUCCUGGGGUCCCAGUUGUGUAGCAAUAACUGCACACAUAAGAAAUAUUUGCACAUGAAUGCUUUAAUACAAUUGUUUGGUUCAGUUCUCUGUUUUUCAAGAAGGCAAACUACUUGAACAUACAUAUAUUGAUGUGUUAAUUAAAUGGUGGAGGAUGUAUUUUGUAGAAACAUGUUAAAGCACAUGUGCUCAUAAUGGUCAGCACAGGUUUAACCCAGACUGUCUUACACUUGUGACUCCUUCAAAUUGUUCAUCAAGUCGGGCACAACUGUGGCAUUGACUUAGCACUGGUUGUUUCCUACAGGCCUUCUUCUCUAGUGUUUUUAAUUCAGAUUUAAUCUAAUAUUUACUAAUAAUAAGGUUCUCUGUGAGUGAGUAUCUCUUUUUAGUGGUUUACGAGUGGGAGAAAACAAUGGUUAAUUGGGCAUUUCAUGGGGUACUGCCUUCAAGUUUACUGCUGAGGUAUAAGUUGUGCUGAAAGUGUUUUCAAUGAUAGAAAGAGUUUAGUUUUUUUACAUUAAUAUAAUUUAAGUAUGUCAAGUAUGUUAUGCCCAUAACAAAAUAACAAAGUUGUUAUUCCAAAUUAUGAAUUACACUUUCACAGCAAUAGUGAUGUAUAUUCACAAUCUUAAAACAUGAGCUGAAUUGGAUCAAGUUCAUCAACUUUAGUUCCAGUUUAUGUAUUGUCAUUGCAAAAUUGAAUGCUCUUCAAUUGUCAUAUGUACCAGAACAAUGUGCACCAGAACAAUGAAAUACUUACUUGCUGCAGCUUUACAUGGCCCACUAAUGCAAUAACACACUAAUAAAUAUACAAUAAUGAAUAAUACAGUAAGUUAAUAAUCAGUAACCCUUGGUAACUGAACCAUAACGUUUAACUUCAUUGGAAUACUGUGGGCUGCAACAAAAGCCAGACUCAUCAAGGUGGAAGUCCAGACAUUUUUUUAGUUUUUUCAAUCUAUUUCAUUGUUCCAAAGGUGGCACAGAGACGCAGCUGGCAGAGCUACUGUUUCACAGCACCAGAGAUCCAGGUUCGAUCCUGACCCUCGACGCUGUCUGUGUGGGCAUUGCACUUUCUACCUGUGACCUGGUUUGCUCCCACAUUCCAAGACAUGCGGGUUUGUACGUUAAUUGGCCUCUGUAAAUUGCCCCUUAACUGCAGGGAGUGGAUGAGAAAGUGGGAUAAUAUAGAACUAGUAUGAAUAGGUGAUCAAUGGUCAACAUGAUAGUGGUGGGCCAAAGUGUGUUUCAAUCAACCAAUCAAUAUUUCUAUAAAAUAUUGGCUAAAAUGUAAUAAAACUAGGAUUAAAAAAUGAACAGAAAGCACUCGUGGCAAAAUGCUCAAAAUCUGAAGUAAAAGAAGUGAUGGAAGUAUUCAGCAGUGCAGAAGCAUUUAUGAAAGGAGAAACAGCAUUAAUGUUUCUAGACUGAUGAAUUAAUACUAUACAUCUUCACAGAUGCUGCCUGAUUUGCUGAGGAUAACAUUUUCUGCAUUUCAAUUUUUUUUAUUUUCUGAAACUGAUACACACAAAUUCACUUGUUGAAAUAUUCCAUGUGUUACUCUAAGGGAUAGACAUUUCCAUUGAAAUCUUAGUAUUAUUAGAAUAUUUUUUGUAGGGCCUUGUUUCAUUAGCUUUUACUUGAGAGAUGUCUUGUUUAUAAUAUUGAAUCUUUCAAUGUAAACACUUUAGAUUAUUUUCUAGUUUGCCUCCUUCUCCACACAUGCAAGACCAAGAAAGUUCCUCGCGUUGAUAGCUGUACUGAAAAAGUGAAAUUUAUCCUUGUUCACCAUACUCACACUGCUCUGGUAUUUGUGAUUUCAGAAAUGGUAUAUAAUAAGCUGAGUAUCAUGCACAUAGCAAGUAAUCAUGGACACAUUUCUGUGUCCUUUAAUUUGUUUCAUUUAUUCUUUCAUGGAAUGUUGGUUUCAAAGUCACUUGCUGUCUGCCCCAAUCACUUCAGGUCGGAGGGGUUUCUUAGCGAUUCCAGAGGAUAUCUAUCUCAGACCACACUUGUGGAUCUCAGAUCCCAUAUAGACCAGAGGUGAUGAAGAUGGUAAAUUUCCUUCACUUAAAACUCCCACCAUAUCCACUCCAUGAAUGAAGCUUUGCGGAGGCUGGAAACUUGAGCAGGCACGAAGUGCUGCAGAAACUCAGUGGGUCAGGCAGCACCUGCGGAAGGAAUGGACAGACGACGUUUCAGGUCGGAUCCCUUUCUCAGAUUGCCCAUUCCCUUUCACACAUGCUGCCUGAUCUUGUGAGUUCCUCCAGCAUUUCAUGGCUUGCUGGAGUAUCACGUAAAUGUACAACUUCUAUGAUUAACUUUAUAGGUACUAAAUUUUAUUUUUACAUUUUAUUUAAUUGCUUAAAUUCAAAUUCUCAAGUUGCAGUGGUGAGAUUUGAAUUCACAUCAGUCGCCCAGGACACUGGGUCCCAAUGAGACAAGACAUCCACAUACCUAUUAUACUUGUCCAAUCUCUACGAGUUAUCAGAAAGCAUUUUACCUUUGCCAACUUGAGGAUAAGCUGUGAUAAUAGAUGAAUAACAACAGAUAUUGUUCUUAAUUAAAAAUAUGAUUAUCCUUAUAGAUUUUGCUUUAUGAUGUAUUUCUAUUACUAGCCAAUUGUAAAGAGAUUUUGUGUCCAGUGACUACAGAUCAAACCCAUCUCUAUAAUUGAUCAGUUAAUAUAUUGAAGAUCAUUUUUUUAAACAAUCCAUCGAGGGUGCUUUUAAAAUGUUGUUUUUUAUUGUAUUUUUAACUUUGUAACAGAUUUAAAGAAUCUCUAUAUAUGUAACAUGAAGAAUUUAUCAAUGGAAAAAUUAGACUUGGUAUGAAUUUAAUUUGGAAAAAAAGGAGAGAUGGUAUACAAUUGCUGUAAAAUGUACAAUUGCUGUAGAUUACAUUUAGCAAAAACAAUAUAUGUAGAGUUUUGCAAAUCUACUAUUUUCUGUCAUACUUUAUACAACUGUGUUUUCCAGGUGAGCACAGAUGAUCAAUAGAAUUGUAAACAUUUGUGACCCUUCUCCAGUACAAAAGUUAUGGUUCAGUGCUUUUACUGAUAAGUCAGAAGACACUGAUGAAAGCGCUGUCAUGCUUGAUGAACUGUUUGAGGUAUAGCUACAUGGAACAUUGAACAAAAUGAUUGUUUUCAAUGGAUUGCUGGAUGUUGAGGGGAGACCUGACAGAAGUAUAUACAAUUAUGAGAAGCCUAAAUGGGUUGGAGAGUCAGGACCCUUUUUCCGAGGGAGUUAUGCCACUAGAGUUAGACUAGAGGGUAUAAACUGAAGGUGAGAAGGGAAAAAUGUAAAAGAGAUGUGUAGAGGAAGUUUUUUACACAGUUGAGUGCCUGAAACGUGCUUUGAGGGGUGUGCUGGAGGCAAAUAUGUUAGAGGCGAUUAAGAAGCUUUGAAAUAGGCACAUGGAUAUGCUGGGAUUGGAGGGAUGUGGAUCAUGUGUUGAUAGAUGAGAUUAAUUUAUUUUGGCAUUAUAAUUAACACAUGCAAUGCGGGCCUGUUCCUGUACUGUAGUUUUCUAAGUUUUAUGUUCUAAUCUGGUCAUAGUUUUCUCUGGUGGAAACUAUGGAGUUACUUUGUUGGGUGUCCAUGAAUCUUGAUCGACACUGGUUUUGGAGGCAUCCAUCCAAGCUCUCUUGUUUUUUGACUCAAUGAUUCAUGUAUUUAAGCUUUCACCUCACCAAAGGCAGCACUCUCAGGAGUUUAGCCCUUUGAAACUCACUGCCACCAUCUUCUCCUUUAUAAUCCUUCUAGUAACCUACGUGUGUGCCUAAACUUCGUGUAAGCUCAUUUCCUUCUUUAUCAAAGCUUUCAUUUAUUUACUCCACAAUGAACUUUAAUCAAUAUUAAAUAUAUUUAAUAUUCCAAUUAUAUGCCAUGGUGGUGCAUUGGUAGAGUUGCUGCCUUACAGCGCCAGAGUCCAGGAUUCAACCCUGACUACAGGAGCUGUCUGUGCGGAAUUUGUACAUUCUCUAUGUGACCUGCAUGGGUUAUCUCCGCGUGUUCUGGUUUUUCUCCCACACUUCAAAGACGGACAGGUUUGUAGGUCAAUUGGCUUUGGUAAAGAUUGUAAAUUGUCCCUAGUGCAUAGGAUAGUGCUAAUGUACGGUGGUCGCUGGUCAGCACGGACUCGGUGGGCCAGAGGGCCUAUUUCCUUGCUGAAUCUCUAAACUAAAUUAAACUAAAAUUUACAACGUGUAUAUAGUACAUAAUUUUCUAUCAUUGUGCAAGUAUUUUGAAGCAUUUUAAAAUGCAUGCUUGUACAUGCCUGUGUCAAGUUGCCAAAAUAAAUGCAACCACCAAUUUUUAGU